Messenger RNA from Cyprinodon variegatus (sheepshead minnow), 2383 nucleotides. It is a transcript of the gene wdr43, whose product is annotated as WD repeat domain 43. The transcript has 16 exons. Gene Ontology annotation, cellular component: nucleolus. Gene Ontology annotation, biological process: maturation of SSU-rRNA from tricistronic rRNA transcript (SSU-rRNA, 5.8S rRNA, LSU-rRNA). The record is from RefSeq and is a predicted model, not a curated record. Gene Ontology annotation, molecular function: protein binding. Lineage: Eukaryota; Metazoa; Chordata; Actinopteri; Cyprinodontiformes; Cyprinodontidae. Bases 30 to 1817 code for a protein of 595 amino acids.
CGUAGCAGAGGCAAAGCAGCGUUGCAGAAAUGGCGGCGGGCGACGGUAGCCUCCCGCAGCAGCUCCCUUGCGUUUUUUCACCUAAAUCGCGGCAGUACUUAGCGGUGUGUGCCCAGGACGGCAGACUCCGCGUCUGGAACACCGACAGUAAAACUCUUCAGCAGGAGUUUGUGCCUUCAGCCCAUUUAAGCGCUACUUGUACCUGCAUAGCAUGGGGACCAUGCCGGACGGUGAAGGAGGGGCCACAGAGGAAGAAGAGGAAAUCAGAGGCGGCGCAGGUGGAGGAGAAGGCGGAUCUGCUGGCUAUGGGCACAGCGGCUGGAACUGUCCUCAUCUACAGUACGGCCAAGGGAGCCCUGCACUGUACUCUGGAUGGAGCUCACAGUGGAGGAGUGAACUGUGUCCACUGGCAUCCUGAAGACAGCUUAUUAUACAGCGGCUCAGACGACACAAACAUCGUGGAGUGGGACUUGCAGAGCGGGAAAACACGGAGUAAGUGGAAAGCGGACCGCGCUGCAGUGACCAGUUUAUCUGUGAGCCCCGAUGGGAAACUGCUCCUCUCAGCUGGACAUGUGAUCAAGAUGUGGGAUUUGGAGACCAAGGAGGUUUACAGGAAAUUCACAGGCCAUUCCACGGCCGUGACGACCCUGCGCUUUGCCACAUCACGGCCUCCUGACAGCAAUGGCCUUUACUUCCUGUCAGGAGCAGCACACGACAGACUCCUCAGUGUUUGUCAGUCUCUAAACUCUACUGCUGUGUCCUCAUCACUCAUACAUGAAUUUGCAUCUUUAGUUGAUCUAAAUGUUUUUAAAGGACAGUUUAACACAGUUAAACCAAACCAAAGCCCUUUUUUCCCUAAACUCUGCUCUGUGUCCGUUUACCAUCCAGUCUUUCUUCUGCCCUUACAGGAGAUCAACACAGCGGAGAGACACGUAUGUUUGACACGAGACGUGAAGACCAGCCUGUCCCUCUCCAUGGAGACCACCGCCUCCAAGGUGAAAACUCCAGUUAUUAAUGCGAAAAGCAAAGUUUUGGUUCCAGGGCUGCCGGGUCAUACGGCGCCUUUAACGGCGGCUCAACAGGGAACGGAAAAGAGGAAAAAAGACUCUGACAAUAAGGAGAUGUCCAUAGCUGAGCGACUCGGUGAAAUCGACCUGGAAGCAGUUUCUAGCCAAAAAGGAGCAUCUAGAGCGGCGGCUUCGUUACAGACGGACAACUUUGCCAUUCUUCUGAUGCAGGGCCUAGAGAGCAAUGAUGACGACAUCCUAAACAAAGUUUUCCAGACUCGUAAAGAUGUGUUAAUAAAAAAGACGGUUGCUAGGUUACCGCUCUCUGCCGUUAUACCGUUAGUUGAAGAGCUAACAAAGAGGCUCCAGGGGCACCCUUUGACGGCGUGUCUGAUGGUACGAUGGCUGAAGGCGGUCCUCAUGCACCACACAUCAUACCUGGCAUCGCUGCCGGACCUGGUCGCCCAACUGGGGGUGCUUUAUCACAUGAUUGAGAGCCGAGUGAAGAUGUUCCACAAACUGACAAAGCUGCAUGGAAAGCUGCAUCUCCUAACAACGCAGGUGGCAGCAAAUGACAGCAGCAAUGCUGUGUCAGAGGUCGACCAUACAGCUAAACUGGUGUAUGAGGAAGAGUCGUCUGACGAAGACGACGCCUCUGUUGAUGAAGCUCUUCCAGAUGAAGGCUCAGAUCACUGGGAUGAAGAGGAGGCGAUGCAGGACGACGAAGACGACGAUCCUGACAGAAGAGAAGAAGCCAAAGCGAACGGCGAGGAGGACAUGGAGCACGAAAACGAGAGCGAAGAAGAAUGAAAGCAAAACCAUUUCAAUGAUUCACCACACGGACUUUAAAGAGUUAUAUAUAAACUGUCAUUUUAUUUUCAAGCCUUUUGAUUUUAUUAUCACACAAAAAAAGAAAAAUUGGUUUUACAAAAUAAAGGGACGCCUUCCAGCGGCGAACCUUUCCUUCACGGCUGCAUCCAUCGCUGGUUCUUCUCACCCAUUGAAACUACAGCUGAUGCAGAUCUUCAUCUCUGUGCCCCCCCACCCCCACUAGAGCUGCCGUUCGGUUCGUCCUCUGCAUUCCAAAAUGUGUCCUUAAUUACUUCAAUAUAGUUCAGAAUAUAAACUGUCUUUCUGGUUGGUUUAAUUUAACUCUGAAGCAAACAAAUGGAAACUGGGCGCUAUAGUGGAGCCGGGACUGAGACCAGUCCCCCCCCCUGGCUGAUGUACAGGAUACAGGAAGUGGGACUGAAAGGCGACAUCGUUUGUCGCCGUCCCACACUGUGUAAAUCUUUAUGUACAGUGAAGUGUUUGUACGAGCUCUUCCCUCUACACAAAUCUUUGGGAUUAAACAAACUUCUGUUAUUUCUCCUAAA